CCCCCCCCCCUCCCCCCUGUCCUGGCCCCAAAACGCCUCGCCCUGCACCGCCUCGCUGUAACGCGCUGCGUAUCCCUCUCUUCUCCUCUUCCCGUCUUUCCCCCCCCCCUGCACUGCCCCCUCCCCCCUGACACAAUGGCCCAGGGUACCAAGGCUCUUCGGAGUGUCAACCGCGCGGCCAAGAGCCGUGCCCAGAUCGCCAAGAUCCGCAGCACCAAGCCCGGCAUCCGUGUUAUCGCCCCCAAGAAGGCCAAUGUUGUGGCCGCCACCAAGGUCCAGAAGAAACUGAGUGCCGCCAUCCAUCGCCAGAUCGAGACCUCCCUGGCCGCGCGUGUGUCUGCCGGCUCGGUGAAGCCCCUGCGCGUGGUCAAGACUUCGGACAGCGCUGCGCUGGCUCGCGAGCAGGCCCGCCCGGCCACUGCCCUGCAGCGCCUGCGUGGUGGUGCCAAGAUUGGCGGUCGUAAGUGAGCGUCCGACGUGGCCGCCCCCGGCCCGGGCCGCCUCCCAUCCUUUCCUGUCCCUCGGCUCCCCCCUUGGCUCCGCCUGUGUGUGCAUUCUUGCCACGCUCUGUAUACUAGACCCCCUUGGACCCA
Messenger RNA from Fonticula alba, 593 nucleotides. RefSeq lists its product as hypothetical. The transcript has 2 exons. Lineage: Eukaryota; Rotosphaerida; Fonticulaceae. The record is from RefSeq and is a predicted model, not a curated record. Bases 136 to 468 code for a protein of 110 amino acids.